GCGCAGCCACACGUGACGAAUCCGUAGCCCGGCUGUGUUUGGUUUCUAUGUGCUGCUAGCCAAGCCAGGAAGCCAUAGUCGCGUCGGUCGGCCAAGUAAAUGUGACAGAACUGUAGAUAAUUGAUGAAUUUGUCGUGAAUACAAAUGUUUUGACGAUUAUUUGAGUGUACGUCUACUAUUGCGAGCAUGUGGAUAUGUUUACGUACCCUGACAACGUGAGAUAGUGAAACGGAGGGGUAUGUUGAGGUGAUAGACGCCACAGGUGAAAAGUCAAGUGUUUGUGGGGAGAGAAUGGGCAAAACAACAGACGGGGGUGGUAUCGGAGUGACAGACAAAAACAACAUUAUGGAGAAAGGAAAGAAAGACGCACCAUCUGCACCUGUCAUUCAGAAUGACGAGUCGAAUAAACACGUCGACGUGCCGGAGAAGGAAACGCCGCGAGAGGAAGAGACGGGUAAGAGCGAGGAGCAUAACGAUAAUGAUUUAGGGAAGAUAUCUGUAGAAAUAAAGAAGUCAAUUGCUGGGGACAAACCAGAGAGCAUCAACCAGUUCGAUUCAGUGUCAAAUGACAAAGCUAAGAAACCUCCGCAAGUCAAGGACACCGAACUUGCCAAGAAACCCGAUUCCAACAAAAUGGAACCUCUGAAAACGUCAAAUUCUACAAUGAGUUCAAAAAGCAAGAAACCAAAGAAGGGGAUAUUCGUGUCUUACUCCCCAGAUGCUGGGUUCUUGGAGCGGAGAUUCGUUGUAGAAACGACCCAGCAACUCAAAGAAAACAAUCUGGCAGACGAUCUUUGGUUUGACAAAGACGAGAAGAACACGGACAGUCCAUGCUGGUUUUCUCUAAGAAUGGAAGCUGUGGAGAAAUGUCGAGCAGCAAUCCUCGUGUUGUCAGACAGUUACUUCACGUGCCCUGUCUCCGUGUACGAAGGCAAGGCGCUUAUCGACAGGCAUAGGAUGGAUCCCGCUUCCGUCCGACUCUUUCCAAUUCUGUUCAAUAACAUAGAAAACAGCGAGGUACCAAAGCACUACAGCGGCAUCCUCAAAGACGCCGUAGACCUGACUGUUCACGCCAAGCUGAGUCUGGCGGAGAAGACGUCUAUCGUGAUUGGUUCUGUGAUGGAAGAGCUGGAAAAGUUCGCCACCCUCACCUCUCCCCCGACCCCGCUGUGUGCACCCGACGCCGAGUUCACCGGCGAAUACAAACGGAAGAAGAUCUGUCAAUGGAACGUGGGGGACUUGCAGGAAUGGUUGUUCAAACUCGGCAUCAAAGAGUUCUAUCGCCAGAGUCUUGCCGAGAACAUGGUAGACGGGUUUCUGCUCAUGUCACUGACAGACCACGACAUGGUCAAGUACCUGGGGGUGGACAGUCGAGUGGUCAGGAAGAAAAUCAUGCAACAGAUCUUACAGACACUGGACAAGGAGCACAAACAGCCGGACAACUGGCACUUGCGAGCACGAGCUCAACGUGCAAAACCUGACGUGGUGUAUGUGAUUUAUGACCCAGCUGAUGUCAGGCUGGCGCAGAAUAUCAAGGCUGAUCUAAGGAAAAAAAACUUACAGGUCAUACAUCAUGAUGGCAUGAAACUAGGCAGGUCGAAAGAGGAGUUCCUUCAAAUCAAUGGCCCCCAAAUCGCCACAGCAACCCAUGUGAUUGUCCUUUUGACUGCGGCAUCUACAGGAUCACCGUUUGUCUUCCAUGAAGUCCUGUUUGCUGAUUGGUUGGGGAAGAAGCUAGUGACGUCUAUGUUCAAAAAUGUUUGGACCAAUCUAAGAGUGUCACUGAAGGCAGUCCUCGGAGAGUGUCCAGCCAUCGACUUCGAGACCAAGAUGUACACAGAGAGUCUGGAUGUUCUGGAACACCACAUCAAGCCGCUCCGCCGCGUUCCUGGCGUGGUCCUGGAACAGACGUACCUCAACAAGAUGGCCGACGGACUGAAGCCGCUGGAGGUCCUUGCUGGCUGCCGAACCGACAGCAUGAGCUCCAUGCUGGGGACAGAGGGAGAACCCAUGGUCUUUAUCAGCUACCAAUGGGACAUGCAGAGCAAGGUGGAGGAAAUACAGAUGUACCUGGAACGAGCAGGUCUCGUUUGUUGGGCCGACAUCAGCGUGAACCUGCCUCGCGGCCACAGCAGUCACAGCACAAGAAGCAGCAUCAACUGCACCAACUUGGAUACGGCCAACGACACGUUACAGGGACAGAUCCAGCGGACAAUGAAGUCAUCGGCGGUCGUGCUCUGCUGCAUCACACCAAAAUAUCUACAAAGUGACAACUGUGUGAAGGAUUUAGGUCUGGCCGAGAACUACAACAAACCAGUCAUACCUCUCCUCCUCCGCUUCGUCCCCAUCGAGACGGCGCCGGCGCAGGUCAAGAGGCUGCUUCUACGGCAGAGCUACAUCGACUUGAGCAACGAGCGACUUUACCGACAGAACAUUGGUCUUGUUCUGGACAGGGUCCGGAAGGUGGUAGGGAUGAUGUAGCAGAGAUGAUGCUGUGGGUGUCGUACAUCCGUCAUUUCAGUGGGAUGGUGUUGGUGACUCUCUGAUGUACAGGAAUUGUAGAUGUUCAGCUGUGCGCGUCCUGCAAUGUUCACGUUACCUCAAAUCUCAACAGCUUGUACAUUUGCAUUUCCGAGUGUAAUUGCAUGUUAUGAUGUAGAUGUAGCUUACCUGUGUAUAUGUCAUGUCUAUACUGUGAAACCUUGUUUGCCCAGACCAUAUUGUUCCUAGGCUUCUGGACUAACAAGUUUCUGGAUAAUGUAUCAUGGUAUUGAGUAAUAUCACUAUGUAUAUGUACUAUACUACUCAAAAGAAGUUAAAGAACACCCAAUUCUUUCAUAUUACUAUCGUUAUCAGUCAUGGGGCAUGUAUGUUUACCUUCUUUUCAGCAGUGUAUGUUUGGAGAGAUAUUUCCAUGAAGAUAGUGGGAAAGUAUUUGUUCCGUAUUCAAGGGUUUUGCUGGUUUUACUGUAACAGAAGGAAAACACAUUUUUUCAAGUUACGGUAACCAUGGUGACUGGCGCCAAUCAGUUUGGAUUCAAAUCCUUUGAGUCAAGUAUCAAAAGAUGAACUUGUGUAAAUAUGUGUGUUUGAAUGCAUCUCCACUGGUACCCCUUGCUCCCUUUCUGAGAAUCGGUAAAGUAUAUUGUGCAUAUGUUACAGUGGCAAAUGGCUUGAAUGGGACAUUUCCACGCUACUUCUGUGAUGGGCUCUGUGUUAACAUGUGCAGACAGUGUGAUUCUGUUGAGUACAAUGUUUUUGAACUGGCAGGUAAAUGCAGUUGUUUGGUCAUCAAGGCAAGACUUUUCUGUAACUGUUUUACGGGUAUUGCUGGGACUAAAACUUUCAUGCAAACUUUCACCAAAAGAAAUUGUGCACAGUUAGUUGAUCUGCAAGACAAUGUACAAUGUUACAUGAAUGUAUGUUAGGAGAAUUAAAUGACACUGUAUGCAUGGCAACAUGUUUGAUCAAGUUUGGAAGGACAAUAAAAAUAAUAUAACAG
Messenger RNA from Haliotis rufescens (red abalone), 3502 nucleotides. RefSeq lists its product as uncharacterized. Gene Ontology annotation, molecular function: protein binding. The transcript has 5 exons. NCBI's taxonomy places the organism in Eukaryota, Metazoa, Mollusca, Gastropoda, Lepetellida, Haliotidae. Gene Ontology annotation, biological process: signal transduction. The coding region runs from base 292 to 2481 and encodes 729 amino acids. The record is from RefSeq and is a predicted model, not a curated record.